Molecule: messenger RNA, 5392 nt
Organism: Manis javanica (Malayan pangolin)
Lineage: Eukaryota; Metazoa; Chordata; Mammalia; Pholidota; Manidae
Source: RefSeq, a predicted model, not a curated record
GUGGGCGGGGAGGAGGACCCCGAGGGGAAAGGACUCUGCGAGAGAGUCGUUGAGAGACUAUGGGGAAGGACCAGGAGCUGCUGGAAGCUGCUCGCACUGGAAAUGUGGCUCUCGUGGAGAAACUCCUGUCUGGCAGAAAAGGAGGCAUCCUGGGCGGUGGAUCCGGACCCCUGCCUCUGUCUAAUCUGCUAAGCAUCUGGCGAGGCCCCAAUGUGAACUGCACGGACAGCUCCGGUUACACUGCUUUACACCAUGCAGCCUUAAAUGGACAUAAGGACAUAGUUCUUAAACUACUUCAAUAUGAGGCAUCAACAAAUGUAGCAGACAACAAAGGUUAUUUUCCUAUUCACCUGGCUGCCUGGAAAGGAGAUGUGGAGAUUGUGAAGAUUCUUAUUCAUCACGGACCAUCACAUUCCAGAGUCAAUGAACAGAACAAUGAAAAUGAAACUGCCCUGCACUGCGCAGCUCAGUAUGGACACUCAGAAGUAGUUGCUGUUCUCCUAGAAGAGCUCACUGAUCCUACCAUUAGGAACAGCAAGCUAGAAACACCUUUGGACCUGGCUGCCCUCUAUGGACGGCUUAGAGUGGUCAAAAUGAUCAUCAGUGCACACCCUAACUUAAUGAGCUGCAACACUCGCAAGCACACACCGCUACACCUCGCUGCACGCAAUGGGCACAAGGCGGUCGUUGAGGUGCUGUUGGAAGCAGGAAUGGAUGUGAGCUGCCAAACAGAAAAGGGGAGUGCACUUCAUGAAGCAGCUUUGUUUGGGAAGGUGGAUGUUGUGAGAGUUCUGUUAGAAACAGGAAUUGAUGCCAACAUAAAGGAUAGCUUAGGUAGAACUGUCCUAGACAUUCUGAAAGAACAUCCAUCUCAGAAAUCUCUCCAGAUUGCAACACUCCUACAAGAAUAUUUAGAAGGUGUGGGAAGAUCAACAGUCCUUGAAGAGCAUGUACAGGAAGAUACAACACAAGAAUCGCACAUUUCAUCUCCUGUUGAGUCUCUUUCCCAAAAGACCAAAAGUGAAACUGUGACUGGAGAAUUAUCGAAACUCUUGGAUGAAAUAAAACUCUGUCAAGAAAAGGAUUAUUCUUUUGAAGAUUUGUGCCAUACAAUAUCAGACCACUACUUAGAUAAUUUGAGCAAGAUUUCAGAGGAAGAACUUGGGAAAAAUGGAAGCCAGAGUGUAAGAACUUCAUCUACAAUAAAUUUGUCACCAGGAGAAGUGGAAGAAGAUGAUGAUGAUGAGAACACUUGUGGGCCCUCGGGACUCUGGGAAGCGUUGACUCCUUGUAAUGGAUGUAGGAACCUUGGCUUUCCCAUUCUUGCACAGGAGUCCUAUCCAAAGAAGAGGAAUUACACUAUGGAAAUCGUACCAUCUGCUUCUCUGGAUACAUUUCCUUCAGAAAAUGAGAACUUUCUAUGUGAUCUCUCGGACACAACAGUUACAAAAAAACCUUGCUCCUUAGAAAUUGCAAGAGUCCCUUCCCCAAGAACUGAUAAUGCCUCUGAGGUAGCAAUUACUGCUCCAGGAACUAGUAACCAUAGAAACAGCUCUACAGGCCCAACACCUGACUGCUCACCUCCAUCCCCCGACACUGCCCUCAAAAAUAUUGUAAAAGUCAUUCGACCCCAGGGAAGUGACUGGUUGUCACUAAAGGGCUUAGACAAUAUAAAGCAUUUUCGGGGUUAUGAUUAUAGUCAUUUUGGUCAAAUCACAGAGGAUGAGCUCUCUCAACAAGAGGACAGUGAUCCCCAAAAAGAAUAUGAUCCCGGACAGUUUGCAGGCCUUCUGCAUGGAUCCUCUCCAGCCUGUGAGUCCCCUGAAAAUCCAUUUCAUCUCUAUCGGAAAAGAAAUGAGUGUGAAGAAGAACAAGAUGAAAUCAAUUUGGCAAAUAGUCCUUUGCCUUCCAAGCAGUCUCCAGUAGAAAACAACUCAGAACCUCUGGUAAAGAAAAUUAAACCCAAAGUGGUCAGUAGAACCAUUUUUCACAAAAAGAGCAACCAAGUUGAGAACCAUACCAUUGUUGGCGCAAGAACAGUUAGAAGCGGAUCCCGGAAUGGGGACCAGUGGAUAGUGAACCCCGGGGGAUUUGUGGAGAGAGCCUGUACACUGGGCAGAAUAAGGUCACUGCCAAAAGCCCUAAUCGACAUGCACUUAUCAAAAUCGGUCUCUAAAUCGGAUUCUGAUCUCAUUGCCUACCCUUCAAGUGAGAAAACAUCAAGAGUUAACUGGAGCGCGUCGUCAGCUGCUGAACGCAGUUCUAAAGGGAAUUCUGAAAGGGCGCCAUCCUUCACUUCUGAAUGGGAAGAGAUUGACAAAAUAAUGAAUUCCAUAGAUGUUGGAAUUAACAGUGAACUUGAAGAAAUGAAUGGACCCAGAUGCCCUGUCCAAACUGUGGGACAAUGGUUGGAAAGCAUUGGGCUACCUCAGUACGAGAACCACCUGAUGGCUAAUGGAUUUGACAAUGUGCAGUUUAUGGGGAGCAAUGUUAUGGAAGAUCAAGAUUUGUUGGAAAUUGGAAUCCUUAAUUCUGGGCACAGACAAAGAAUUCUACAGGCAAUCCAGCUCCUUCCAAAGAUGAGACCCAUUGGCCACGAUGGCUACCAUCCCACCUCUGUUGCUGAGUGGCUGGAUUCCAUUGAACUCGGUGAUUAUACCAAGGCCUUUCUAAUUAAUGGCUACACAUCGAUGGAUCUGUUGAAAAAAAUCUGGGAGGUUGAACUUAUAAAUGUUUUAAAAAUCAAUUUGAUUGGCCACAGGAAACGUAUUUUGGCAUCUCUGGGGGACAGGCUGCACGACGAUCCACCACAGAAACCCCCUCGGUCCAUCACCCUCAGGGAACCCAGUGGUAAUCACACUCCUCCACAGCUGUCUCCAUCACUUAGCCAAAGCACCUACACCACUGGUGGCUCCCUAGACGUUCCUCACAUUAUGAUGCAGGGCGAUGCAAGGAGAAGAAGAAAUGAGAACUACUUUGAUGAUAUUCCCCGAUCAAAACUGGAGCGGCAGAUGGCCCAGUCGUCUGUCUGUGAGAUAUGGACGAAUCAGAACGCUGGAUUUCCUUUCUCAGCCAUCCAUCAGGUUCAUAAUAAAGGGGGAAACCCAACUGCUUCCCAGGGUGGUUCUAAAAUAGGCUGGUUUGCAAAGGAAAACAAUGGUCAUUUAUGUAAUUUCUUCCAGAACAUAAUCGCUGAGCAUGAAAUUCGUAAUAUCUCCUGUGCCGCCCAGGACCCAGAAGACCUCUCAACAUUUGCUUAUAUCACAAAAGAUCUGAAGUCCAAUCACCACUACUGUCACGUGUUUACUGCCUUCGAUGUGAAUUUAGCCUAUGAAAUCAUCCUAACACUGGGACAGGCAUUUGAAGUUGCUUACCAGCUCGCACUGCAAGCCAGAAAAGGGGGGCAUUCCUCCACACUUCCAGAAAGCUUUGAGAACAAACCCUCCAAACCCAUCCCCAAACCCCGUGUCAGCAUUCGCAAGUCGGUGCAGAUCGACCCAUCUGAGCAAAAGACUUUGGCCAAUCUGCCAUGGAUUGUGGAGCCGGGACAAGAAGCCAAGAGGGGAAUUAAUACCAAGUAUGAAACCACAAUUUUCUGAUACUCACCAUCCUCCUGUCCUCGUGGUGCCUUGCACGCCGAGCACUCCCGGAGCAGGCUUCCCUUCGUGCCUCCAUUUCCACCAAGCCCAGGAGGAAGACCGCUCUGUUUGUGUGGCCUUGUCACGGGCGAAAAGCCACUGGCCAUUCCUGGGGAUGUCCUUUCUGCACCAGUGACAGAAAGCGCAACCAAAACUUUCCAGCUGUAACCCCUGAGAGGCACGAGUUGAGAUUUUUCGCUGACUCUCCUGACUCCCCUCCCUACCACCACCCAAGGUAUUUCUAACGACUCUGCCCUAACACUUGCUUUGCUGUAUUUGGGGAUAAUACCUUUAAAAAUAAAUAAAUAAAAGGGGAUCUCUAAUACUGCCUAAAAGCAUAAAAAUCUUGGGUUUAUUUUUCGCUGUCGGCAGUUUUAAAGGUAGAAUCAGAACAGAAGUACCCCCCUAAAACAUCUGUGAAAUAUCACUGAGUGUCGUUUCAUGCAAAAGGACAAAAAUCACCCCUAUGAUUGCCAGGAAAUACUGUUUCCCAAUUUCUAUAUUUGUGGAUUUUAUAUGUAAUCAACUAUGUCAGAUAAAGAAAACCUUUACAUCUAUGGAUUGAUUCAAACUUUAAGAAUGAUUUAAACAGAGAAAUUUAUUAUGCACAGAAAAAUGUGUCUUGUAUUAAAUAUUUUUAUUAAAAGAAUGUUUCAUUAAUGCAUUAAGAAAACUAGGUUAGUUGUGAGGGAUAUUUCUGGUUUCAUUUCAAAUAAAGUAAAUUUCUAUUGCUACUACCAAGAGGUUUGGGCUGGGUGUGGCAACAUAGUGCUGACACUCACCAGAGGCAGGAGAUUCAGGCAAGCAGACGGGCGUCAAACCGAAAGUGCUGAUGCGGCCAUAAGCCUGCAAAGAUUGUUUUUUUCUUUUUUUUUAAUCUUCACACUUUAAAGUGUUUUAAGAACAUGUUAAAAAAAAAUCUAGGGCUCCUGCUGUCAAGAUUUCUGUCAUGGAAACCUUGUUUGAGAAAGGUGUUAAUAAAAUUCUAUUGCAAAAAUUUUUUUUCUAGAAAAAAUAAAUACAAAACAAAAAAAAAAGAGAUUCCAAAGUAAUAAAACUCUUUUCUUGAAAUAAAAAAAUAAAUGUUUGCUUACUAUUUGAUUAAAUAAAAUUUACUUACAUUUCUUUAAGGUAUUUUAAUUUUUUUAAUGUCUCUGUGGAGUAUUUGUAUGAUACCAUAAUGUAUAUUUAUGUAGAACCAAAUUAUAUAAACAGUACCAAUAUCAUUAUAGAAAAAAAUAUAACAUUUUAAUGUAUAUUGUUCUAACAGGCCAUAUUGUGAAUCAUUUUGAAGUUCAUUACAGCGAUAUUGAUAAAUUGUGGGAUUGUCUGGGUUUUUUUAUUAACCAUAUUAUUUUAAACCUAACAGAUUAUGUUACAUUCAUCAGUUGGUGAAUUUUGAAAGAAGAAAACUAAAUUUUAUUUCAAACUGACAAAUGUACAAGGGUUUAGUUCAGUGUUGAAGAAUUUUAAUACAAUAUUAAAUUACUUGAACUGAGAAGUUCCUUGUAUAUAUUUUGCCUAUUCACUGUUGAUAUGUAUGUAGUAAACUGAGAGUAAAAUUACACUAAACUAUGGUACCAAAAGGAAACUGUAUAGGAGCAAAGUAAAUAGUAGCUUUGCUGAUACAGAAAAGUGUAAAUAUGCUUGGGCUUCCAGUUAUAAAUUUUGUAAUUUUGUCAUUAUUUAUAUCCUAUAAAAAAAGCACACAAAAUAAAACAAAAAUUGUACAGUCAUUGGUGCUUGGCAUCAUU